Messenger RNA from Spizellomyces punctatus DAOM BR117, 729 nucleotides. RefSeq lists its product as uncharacterized. Lineage: Eukaryota; Fungi; Chytridiomycota; Chytridiomycetes; Spizellomycetales; Spizellomycetaceae. The record is from RefSeq and is a predicted model, not a curated record. The transcript has 3 exons. The coding region runs from base 1 to 729 and encodes 242 amino acids.
AUGCCACUUGAAAUCAUCGGCGCUGGUUUUGGACGUACGGGAACAAAGUCCCUUCAACUUGCUUUGCAGCAACUCGGCUUUCCGUGCUAUCAUAUGACCGAGGCAAUCCAACAUCCAACGGAUUUUGCGGUGUGGACAGAUGCUCACGAUGGAAAACAAGUCGACUUGACCCAAAUCUUCAACAAAUAUACGGCCACGCUGGACUGGCCGGCAUGCGAUUUCUGGAAGGAGCUCAUGGAGGUCUAUCCAAAUGCCAAAGUCAUUCUCUCGGUGAGAGAUGCGGACACGUGGUACGAAAGCGUAAGGGAGACCGUAUAUAAAUUGAAUAUGCUCCCGAGAAGCAUAAUUCAGAAUUACCCAGACAUAGUCAACGUCAACGAAUAUUGCCAACACAGCAUUUGGGGUUUGGGAGGAAACUUCAAAGGCCAGUUCGAGAACCCGGCAAUCGCCAAGAAAAUCUUCCGUGAUCGCCUCGAGGAGGUCAAGCGUAGCGUGCCCUCGGAAAAGCUCCUCGUCUUCGAGGUGUCGCAAGGUUGGGAACCCUUGUGCAAGUUUUUGGAACGCCCAGUACCCAAUGAACCCUUUCCUCGAACCAACGAGCGGGCUCUCUUCCAGAGCAUGAUCCAGGAUAUCAUGACUGGCAGACCGAUUGACAAACGGCCGAAUUUUCCAGAUCUUCGGCAGAACAUUGGCGAGGCUGGGAAGGUGGAUGGUGUAUCAGAGAAUUGA